Messenger RNA from Aphidius gifuensis, 424 nucleotides. RefSeq names its product mitotic-spindle organizing protein 1-like. The transcript is spliced from 2 exons. The coding region runs from base 137 to 373 and encodes 78 amino acids. The record is from RefSeq and is a predicted model, not a curated record. Lineage: Eukaryota; Metazoa; Arthropoda; Insecta; Hymenoptera; Braconidae. Gene Ontology annotation, biological process: microtubule nucleation by interphase microtubule organizing center; gamma-tubulin complex localization; mitotic spindle assembly. Gene Ontology annotation, cellular component: gamma-tubulin ring complex; interphase microtubule organizing center; centrosome.
UUAUUGUCUAAGAUAAAUGUCAAUUGUCAAUUGUAUAUUUUAAUAAUAAACAACGUUACAAACUGUUAGAGACCUGGUGAUCAACUAAAUCGCAAAACUGUCAAACUCUGGAGAAAAGGAACGUCAACGAGGCAGCAUGCCGGAACCUGUGAAUCAUCAGGUCAAUGCAGCUCGAAAAACGUUUCAAACACUUUAUGAUAUAUCAAAGCUAUUAAACACAAAUUUAGAUCCAGCAACAUUGAGUAUUUGUGUUAGACUAUGUGAACAUGGUGUUAAUCCACAAGCACUUGCAACUGUUGUCAAAGAAUUACAACGUGAAAUUAAAACACUGGAAAAUAAUCAAGUUGAUUUAACAAAAGCUGGACUCAAAUAAAAUUUUUCUAAAUGAUUAUCAAUGAUAAAUAAAUUACCACAAUAUAUUCAA